CCUCACUGCGGACCGCCCUCAUGUGCGGCCUUCUGACGCAUAGCCCGGCGCUCGCGUCCGGGCUGCCGCUGCCGGGCACCCGUGCCAGCGCCCAUGAGCCUCCUCCGCGCCGCUGCAGCACCCGCGCCGCACACCCCGCUCCGCUUGCUCUCGAGAAGGCUGGCCGCCAUGGAGGAGCCGCUCAAGUCUGUGGACUACGAAGUGUUCGGGCGAGUGCAGGGUGUUUGCUUCAGAAUGUACACAGAAGGAGAAGCUAAGAAAAGAGGAGUGGUUGGCUGGGUGAAGAAUACAAGCAAAGGGACUGUGACAGGUCAAGUGCAAGGUCCGAAAGAAAAAGUAGAUUCCAUGAAGGCCUGGCUAAGCAAGGUUGGGAGUCCUAGUUCUCGCAUCGACCGGACAGACUUUUCUAAUGAAAAAACCAUCUCUAACCUGGAAUACUCUAAUUUUAGUAUUCGAUAUUAAUUGGAGAAAAAUAACAAUUGUAAAGUUUACAUUGCAGGAAAUAAAACACAUUCUUAAAUUUGUAGUAGUAGGAUUAAAAAUGGGAACUUUCUGUUCUGGAAACCUCAGAAUUAUAUGUUACUAAAAUGUCUGAAACUGAAAAACUUUUACCCACCUAUGUUUUUAGCAAGAAGAAACCAAAUAUUAUAAAAUAAAAUAUUGUAAAGUAUCA
Molecule: messenger RNA, 673 nt
Organism: Onychomys torridus (southern grasshopper mouse)
Lineage: Eukaryota; Metazoa; Chordata; Mammalia; Rodentia; Cricetidae
Gene: Acyp2
Product: acylphosphatase 2
Exons: 4
Coding region: 94-462 (122 amino acids)
Molecular function (GO): acylphosphatase activity
Source: RefSeq, a predicted model, not a curated record